UGCUAAUGCCCUGCUCCCUGUUGUCCCUAGUUCCAACCGUCGGCUCUGAGUCUCAUCCUUUACUGCAGUACGGUUUAAAAAAACCGUUGGCUCUGGUUUAUCCCAACCGGAGGAGCUGCUGCUGCUGCUGCUGCUGUAGUAACACCGGCUUGUGUUUUAGUCCUGUCAGCUCAUUCAUACAAUCCUAUUUGGAGCUGUUCAUACCUACCUUGCCGGCUCUAGCUACCGACCUCAACACCGCCGCCAGGAGAGAAACUAACCAACGGAAAAAAAAAACCCAAAACAAAACAGAAGAAGACUAGCGGUCAGAACGCGACGGUUGGAGCGCGAGCCUGCCGACCAACCGCUACCGGCCGAUGACGUACGGUGGAAUUGUUGAAAAAGAGGAGGAGUCUAUUUGUGAGCGAGAGAGCGGAGAGCGGGUUUGUGUCCGAGUAUAUACACAAAGUACACAGUUUGUGGCACCGCUCACUAGUUUCCCCCCCUCCCCUCAACCGGAUAAGACACCGGUGGACUGAUACCGCACAUCCCGACCGCAACGGUUGUCGUUAACACACAACAGAGGCGCGGAAGAGUUGAACAGCGGCUGAAGGAGAAGAACAAGGAGGAGGAGACAAGUCUGCUUACCGAUCGAGGCUGAAAAUCGCGGGAACAUCAUCGCUCGGCAACGCGAAGUUUCGGUGAGUCGAGGUUGUCGAAGAAUUCUGUGGUAAAUCCAUGACCAGGAACCUUUCUGCUUGAAGACAGCAAUGGAAGUUGUUGUGACAGAGGAGAAGAAGAAGAUUUUCCGUGCUAGGAAAACCAUGAAGAUCAGUGAUCGACAGCAACUGGAGAGUCUUCACAGCACUUUGUUGACAGCUGCUCCAGGUUUGUCUGACACAUCUCCACCACCUCUAAUGAAUGGCACGCACAAAGAGGAUGGACAGAAAAUGGGGGACAAAGAGCUUAACAACAUCUCGGACUCAAACUCCCCCUCUGCUGCAUCCCCUGCCUCUCCGACCUCUCUGAGCUCUCCUGCUCCUUUCCUGUCCCUAAAUCUAUCCCCUUCCCCUGACUCUUCACAAAGCCCAAAAGAAAAGGAAGACUCUCCUUCUUCUCCCUCAUCACCAUUCCACAGUCUAAACUUUGAACUGAAAAAGAUGGAGGAAGGGGAAAAGAAAGGUUCUUUGCCGUCCUCAUCAAAUGAGUCUGUUACACCAGCAUCAACAGAAUCCAAGGAAAACCAGGAAAAAGACACAGGGGAGAACCCAGAGAUGGAAAAGAAAGAGGCUGAACAGACUUCAACAAAGGACCCAGCUGUGGAUUUGGUGAAGGAUUUAAAAGGUUUGGGUUCAUGUUCGUCUGUGCCACCGCCAGUAUCUGACUGCACAGAACCAAUGGAUACAGAUAAUGACACUAUAAAGGACCCCGAGGGCUCCACAGCCAAAGAAAAAGACGAAAAGCCUUCUUCCCCCAAAGCCACCACUUCCGAUUCCUCUGUUCCUUGUCCUUCCUCGUCUCGUCCAGCUUCCUCUUCUUGUGCGGAUCUAAAACAAGAAAAGGAAAUAAAAGAUCAAGAAAUUAAAAAAGAGGAGAUUGAAAAAGAGGAUGGGAAGAAGGGAUCGAUAAAUGAGACAAAGAUGGAGUUGGACUCCGUGAAAGUAGAGACCAAAAAGGAAAAAACUGAAGUUAGACAAACCACAAAGCCAUCUCGGCCAUCAUCCACUCCACCAUCUAACACAGUAGUGCAAGAGGAGAAGGGCUCCACCUCUGGACUGAAGCGCACUUUAUCAGAGGGUUACGAAAAAGAUGGACAAACCGUAAAAAGAGAGGGGAAGAGGCCCAAGGUGGAACGUGAGGAGUUGGAGGCUCAACUGGAACUUAAAAUUACUGCAAAAGCUGGCAGUCACCAUAAACUUGAAAAGAUUGUGCAACAGCUAGUGGAUGAACGGUUGCGAGCCUUGCAGCUGACCAUUUUUGAUAAACAUUUCGAAGAGCUGAAAGACAGAGUAGACAAGAUUGACUGUGCCACUAAACACCAAACCGCCAUUAACACACUCCAAGCUAAGAUAGCCCGACUAGCAAAAAAGUUUGGAGAGGCCAAUCAGGCGUCAGAGAACAAAAGGAAACAAGAAGCGCUUGCUGCCGUUGCUGCUGCUGCUGCUGCUGCUACUGCUGCUGCUACUGCUGCUGCCAAGACCGCAACUGUUGCAAACAACCCUCAAGUUCAACGGCCAGUCCGGACAUCCAUGGAGGUAAAGCAGACUCCAACAACUGUUUCUUCGUCCAGCUCAGCUGCAAAUCUAGCCCUGUCAGCUCCACCAGCCUUGGCUCCAGCUCCAACACCCACCUCCACUGCCAUGGUUACACAGGCCCCCAUUCUCCAGCUGAUCACCUCCACCUCUAAUGCUGCCUCCACAUUGGCCACCGGCAUCACCACUCAAAGUCCCACAGGCACCCUGCUGCUGAAAACGACCGCCGGCAGCAGCAUGAUGACUACGGGCCAGCCGCUCCUCAUCCAGCUGCCUUUAUCAAUGGCUAAUGGCCAGGCAGGAACGCUGGUCAACAUUCCUGUUUCCUCUUUGUCCGCAGCCAGCUCGCUCAACAAGGCCAAAACUACUUCCACCGCCACUUUUAUACUCAAGCCUGCUCCCGCCAUCACCACAGCAGCAGUCUCUACCCCAGCUUCUGCCACUGUCCCAACGCUCCAGGCCUCCACUUGCCAGAUGUCCCAGAUCUCUCUUGCCCGUGCUGUGUACCAGGGGGGCGCUGGGGGAAUAACUACACCUAACGCUGGGGUAUCCGUGACCACAGCCAGGACACCAGCUCAGUCUGUCUCUGUAGCGGGAGCUAUGUCUUCAGCCUCUUCACCUGCAACCACUGGGCCGGCAGCAACGGGCUCCACUGCUCCAGGACCACCACAAGGGACGUCUCUGACAUCGAAGACAGUGCAAAGUCCUGAUCCAUCAGCUGUGCCUGCUGUACCAAGACAACUCAGUCCACCACGAGAUGAGGAAGCUGGCCCAAAAAACCCACUUUCAGCCGUGAGGCGUGAAACGGCGAAAGACGGCACAGUGUGGACCUAUAUAGAGUUGGGUGAAGACAGAGGAAGGCGACAAUGCCAAAAUGUGAUCACAGAAGCUGCAGGCCCCACAGUGCACGCCAAGCGCAAUAUUGUAGAUGCCCUUACAGCCUUUUUGUGUUUGGUGGAUGAUGACACGCUGAAACACAUCAGGGACUGCACCGUGGCUGAGGCCCACCGAGUCAAGGAGGACAAAAUAUGGGACAUGACAGUUGAAGAGCUAAAAGCCUUCAUUGGUCUUAUUUACAUUCAGGGCGCGCAAGGUGGUAAAGGGAUGGAUUUGGCGAGCUUUUGGUCAGCCGAGUGGGGCUGCGCUUUUUUCAAGGAGACCAUGUCCCGAAACAGGUUCCAGGAAAUCAUGCAAUUCCUGUGUUUCGACAGAAGGGAAACCCCACACACACGCCUGCGAGACAACAAGUUUGCCCUUAUGAGUGAUGUUUGGGACAGAUUUGUACAAAACAGCAUCGGCUGCUACAAGCCGGGUGCCGACAUCACUGUGGAUGAGCAGCUACUCCCUACAAAGGCAAGGUGCAGCUUCCUCCAGUAUAUGGCAAACAAACCGGACAAAUUCGGAAUCAAAUUCUGGCUUGCUGCGGAUGUCGACACCAAAUACAUGGUAAACGGUGCGCCUUAUCUGGGCAAAGAAGAGACGAGGGGGCCAGGUCAACUUGGAGACAGUGUGGUGCUGAAAAUGGUCGAGAGGAGAAGGCAGUGCCAAGUAAGGAGGAACUGCAAAAAAAAUAAAACCAAGGAGACAUGUGCUAAAUGUCACAAAGUAGUGUGUGGGAGCUGCACACGGAAGGCGGUGUUUACCUGUGUGGACUGUGCGUAAGCGUCAGUGAAUGAUAUGGGGUGUUUGCGCCGUUCAAAUGAGCCUACUUGGAGGAAAACGUGUUAAUCUGAUUUUGUUCGUUGAUAUUUUUUGUUCACUGAAACUAAUCGUUACUUUCUAAAGCAGUUUGUUUUCUUGUUUAGCAAAUGUUUGUUUUUUCUUAGCCUGUUUUUGUGUGUACUGUAUUGUGCUGCAUAAAGAUCGAUGUAAUUGUCUCCAAAAAUUCACAACAUAUUCUGCUUCACUCCAUAUUUGUUGGCAUUUAUGUAAUCAAAAACAAUAUUUUCAGUGCGGUGAAAAAAAUCUUUUUGACGCAAAAAUUUCCUCACACAGAGAGGCAGCACCUGUCGGGGCAAUCUUUCUUUUGAGCUUGUUUUAAGGGUGAUGAUGUCAUAACAUGAUGACAGGAAUUAAAAACUUCAUACGAAAACUUAAGGAGAAGGUUCAAAUGUAGAUAUGACAUGACGAAAAUGACGUUCAGUACGGCCGUAUGAACGGUCAGAAUGACCGCUAUGGUCGUUCUAGUAGUUAUGGAAUUCCGGUAGUUCUAGUUCUAGUGUUAAUGGGGACACAAGACUGCAUGUUUUCAUUGACAACAGUUCGAUUAAAUUUUAUCAUAAAUGUUGGAGGAGAGGAAACAACCUUUUGUGCGAAGAUUUCUUCCCAAUUAUUGGCCCAGGAUAAAGUUUGAACAGACAACAACAGCAUAUUGAUCAAAUUUAAAACUAAUCGUCUCUGCAGUCAACUUAUACCCAUUAAUACCUGGGUCCACCCUUGACACCACGAUCUCAUGGUCUCCCCUUUUACUUUACAGCUUUAGCAUCUUUACAGCUCGUGUAAAGUACUUGACAGAGGGGCUAUUGGAAAAAGGAAUGGUCACACAACUUACGUUUCCCUGGUGAUAAGAUAUGAACAUGGGAUUGCUUUCAAUCCAUCGACUAGAAGAGGAACACUGCAAAGUAUGACAGACUGUUCAAGAUCAAAUCCCUGUACACUGAGAUACUCAAUGCCUGCAAAGUACACUGCUAUGUGGGGUCUACAAAAUAUUUGUGCUUGCAUACUCCUUAACAGCCUACACAUGGAGGGGAACAGUGUGCACGUUCCAGGCCAGGGUUUGAGCUGCCAUCAGUAAUGGAUCUUAUGGCAUAUCUUCUGCUCGGUCGGGGCUACAGACUAUUCGUGGACAAUAUCUAUACCAAAAAUUGGCCAUUGAUUGGUUUUCCAAAGAACAAACAGAGUGACCAAAAAGGGGAGAAAUGCAGUGGAUAAGACAAAACAAACUUCUGUUUGUGAAAUGGAUGGACACUUGUGAAGUGUGCUCUACUGUGCAUGAAGCAUUCAGCAGACAAACUGUGAAGAGGAGAGUGAAAGAGGCUGCUGUGUGGCGAGCCAAGAAUGUGACCAUUCCAGAUCCUGUUUUUGAGGACAGUUGCAUCAUGGGUGGCUUGAAUAUUUUGAUCCCCAAAACAUUUUGUGGCCCUUGCUUUGUACAGUUUUCUUCUCAACAAGGAAGUGUACAAAAAGAAGAAUGGUCUCACCAUGAAAAGGCCAUUCAUCCAGAAGUGUUUCAGGGAAUGUUGGAGUUUGCCAAAACCUGCACCACCAACACCAACCUCCUGCAUACUAUGUAGACAAUGGUAACCAAUCCAGGAGCUACUAUAAAGGAUGCUGGCAUCAAAAGGGUGAAGACACCUGUGUACUGCACGAGAUACCAGGUCCUUCUGUGUUUCACUGAACAACAGGAACUGCUGCAAGCAUUGGCACACCAAAUGAGUCUAAACUGCAGUUGACCUCCUUUCUUUGCCUUUCCUCUCAAAAAAAGCCAAUUUUCCUGACAUCCACCAGUUCAGAUAUAUUGACCUAAUAUUAUUGUAUUUGAUACAAUUUUGUAUACAUUUUAUGUGAUAUAAAUUUGCUCCAUUUUGAGUCAAAAUUGCCAUUGUAUGCCAUUACUUUGAAUGGGAACAUGUAAGAGGUCUGGAUGAUUUUUCUGAGAUGGAAUGAAUACCUGUAGUGGCAUGUAAGUGGAGAAAGUUCAGUUGCUACAGGUGGUAACUAAAUGGCCAAAUUUGAGCCUCCAGCCAAACUAAAACCUCUCUAACUUU
Messenger RNA from Dicentrarchus labrax (European seabass), 5998 nucleotides. It is a transcript of the gene atf7ip, whose product is annotated as activating transcription factor 7 interacting protein. Gene Ontology annotation, molecular function: transcription coregulator activity; protein binding. The transcript has 11 exons. Gene Ontology annotation, cellular component: nucleus; transcription regulator complex. The coding region runs from base 750 to 3893 and encodes 1047 amino acids. The record is from RefSeq and is a predicted model, not a curated record. Gene Ontology annotation, biological process: regulation of DNA-templated transcription. NCBI's taxonomy places the organism in Eukaryota, Metazoa, Chordata, Actinopteri, Moronidae.